This is a messenger RNA of Magnolia sinica, 780 nucleotides long. RefSeq lists its product as uncharacterized. The transcript has a single exon. The record is from RefSeq and is a predicted model, not a curated record. Lineage: Eukaryota; Viridiplantae; Streptophyta; Magnoliopsida; Magnoliales; Magnoliaceae. Gene Ontology annotation, biological process: DNA repair. Gene Ontology annotation, molecular function: DNA binding; endonuclease activity. The coding region runs from base 1 to 780 and encodes 259 amino acids.
AUGAAGAUCAUAUCUUGGAAUGUCAGGGGAGUGGGCUCUAAACAUAAACGGAGCCUGAUAAAAAGUUCCAUUAGUCGGAAAAAUCCGGAUGUUGUUUGCUUGCAGGAAACGAAGGUUUCCGUUUUUAAGGAUCACCUUCUCACCUCGCUGUGGAAGGAAAGGGCUGCUAAUUAUUUGACGCUGGACGUGGUGGGUAGCUCGGGCGGUAUUCUCAUGGCUUGGAAUUCCUCCAAGUGGGAGCUUAUAUCCUCCAACGCUGCCACUUUCUCCUUGUCAAUUGUUCUUAAAGAUAAGUCUUCUUUUUUCCAGUGCUUGCUGACAGUUGUUUAUGGGCCUAACAAUGACUCUCUCAGGAAUGCCUUUUGGGAAGAACUUUCUCUGGUGAGAGCUUCCUUCUCGAGACCCUUGUGUGUGGUGGACGACUUCAAUAUUACCCGUUUUACGGAGGAUCAUUCUAGAAAAAGAAGACCCUUCCCUGCUAUGAGGCGCUUUUCGGAUUGGAUCCAAUCGGAGCAGCUCAUCGAUUUGCCCCUUCUGGGCGCCAAAUUUACCUGGUCCAACGAGCGGGCAAAUCCUACCUUCUCCCGCCUUGACAGAUCUCUGCUUUCUUCGGAGUGGAUCGAUUCAUUCCCCUCUUCAAAACAAUUUGCUUUGCCUCGUACCACUUCGGAUCACAGUCCUCUUCUCUUAUGUGAGGAAGAUCUUAAUUGGGGCCCAAAACCAUUUAAGAUUCAACUCUGUCAGGCUUCAGACAGAGGGUCUUCGUCAGAAGAUCAUUGA